AUGUUCUGCUACACACUGAUUACAUCGAUAUUUUUCAAUAUUUUUCUUGUCGAUUUAGUUAUUUGUGAUGGCCUUUUCUACCUUCAACGAAUUCCAUCAUCCUGUGUUGAAACUACUGUUAAUAUAACAACGGAUAACACGAUCAGUGACAAUUGUUUUAUUUUUUCAUGGCAACAAAUCACAAAUUUAUCAACCAGUUAUACAACUUAUCAAAAUCCAAAAACAAAUCAAACAUUUUAUGCACAGAUUGCUGCACUAACUGUUUUAGGAAGUAUAGAUAAUUAUGAUUUAGAUUACCAUUGUCCACCAACAGGUUACAAUGGUGUUUCAUCUGGAUGUUCUACGUCAAAUGAUACACAUUUAGUCGUCUUACAUAUAAAUGCUUUGGAUAAUAAAUUAUAUUUCAUUAAUGUAAUUCUUUCUGGAACACCAUUUCCGUCACCAUCAUCUCUUGUUGACAAUCAACCUCCAUUUGGUAUUGCAUGGCAUGUUUUCGAUGGAGGAAUUGUCACUCAAUCAACAGGCUAUUUGAGAAUUUGUAAAAAAAAUAAUAGCACUCGAUGUCCCAAUGUGAACGGCAGCACACACGCAUUACCGUAUCCAUUAACAAGUAAUACUGGUUAUGGAAUAUUUGGGAUAAAAAAAUAUGGAUUUGUUACAAAUUCAGUAUGGAUUGCCGACGACGUAAAUCAAAUACUUAUUACUAGUGCAGGCACUACAUAUUUUUAUUUUAAUGCUACUGGUUUUUUCGUUUAUGAUUAUAAAUCAAAUACAUGUACAUGGUCACCAUCAUGCAAUUAUCAAUGCGAACUUUAUAAUUAUAAUUCUCGAUUUUUGGAUUAUGCUGGUGAAUGGAUUAUUACACAGAAAUGGGGCGUUGAAAGCAUAAAACCUGUUGUUGCACAAGCGUGGAUUGGAAAUGCUAUUGAUGCGGCUGGUGUUUUUCCUAUUAUCAUGUAUGUUGACAACGCAACUGUUCAUUAUAUUGGUUUAGAUAAACUCGAUCCUAACCCAGCUCCGAAUAUAGGUGCUACAUAUUGGUAUCUUGCACAUGAUGAUACAAUUACUGGUGAUAGUGUUUUAAAUUUUCAUCCAAGUGUUGCUGAUGUUGGUUGUGUCAAGCAACUAAGUGAAUGGACUGGACCAAUCAAUGGUUGUGAAAUAAUUAUGAGACUCAACAAUAUUCGAAAGAUGCUUCCUCUUACCUUUAUAUUUCUAUACCUAUUUGCCUUCUAA
Molecule: messenger RNA, 1236 nt
Organism: Adineta ricciae
Lineage: Eukaryota; Metazoa; Rotifera; Eurotatoria; Adinetida; Adinetidae
Source: the annotation of a GenBank genome assembly